CUCUCUUUUUUUCUAUUGCACUUUAUUUCCUCUCUCGCUUUCCACGUCUCCCUCUCCUCUACGCCAUGCCCAGGGCGCACUGCGCACCCCUCCCCAGUAUCCCCCAUCAACCUCUUCUCUUUCUUAAUUCCAAUUCACGCACCGCUUUUCGCACGCCAAAAACCUGAGGUUCUAACGCCUUGCCUAGCCCACUCCCUCUGCUAACGUGCGCCCUCCAAACGCUGCCGUUUGAUCCCUUUUCCUGACAACGUCGUCGUCUGUGACGUCGCCGUUUAUUGGAAUGAGCAAGUGGGUGAUUGUGCGCUUUGAAUUUGAUGGACCAUCGAUGGUUUCGCCAAGUGGGUUUGUGAGAACGAGCGUUUUUAUCAAAGUUUUAUAGCGUCGUCGUUUUGAUGGCAGGGAGGGGGAUUGGGUUUUUGUUUUGACUUUGAGCUUUUUUUGUUUUGGGUGAGUUAGACAAGUUUUUUUUUUUUUUUUGAAUUUAUUGUUAUGGAGUCUGAAGGGCUUAAUUUGAACAUAGAAAGUGGUGGUGGUGGUGGUGGGAAUAACGGUAAGAGUGCCGAUGGUUUCAUUGAUAGAAGUAAAGUGCGGAUUUUGUUAUGUGACAACGAUUCCAAGAGUUCUGAAGAGGUUUUCACGCUACUUUUGAGAUGUUCUUAUCAGGUUACUUCAGUAAAGUCAGCGAGACAGGUAAUUGAUGCACUAAAUGCAGAAGGGCAACAUAUAGAUAUCAUACUGGCUGAACUUGACCUUCCAAUGAAGAAGGGCAUGAAGAUGUUGAAGUACAUAGCUCGGGAUAAAGAGCUACGCAGAAUCCCUGUUAUAAUGAUGUCCGCACAAGAUGAGGUAUCCAUUGUUGUUAAGUGCUUGAGACUUGGAGCAGCAGACUAUCUAGUAAAGCCUUUGCGCACUAACGAACUAUUAAAUUUGUGGACACACAUGUGGAGAAGGAGGCGCAUGCUUGGACUAGUAGAGAAGAACAUCUUGACUUAUGACUUUGAUCUGGUAGCAUCAGACCCUAGUGAUGCCAAUACAAACAGUACUACCUUGUUCUCUGAUGACACAGAUGACAAGUCCAAGAGAAGCACAAAUCCAGAGACAGGAAUAUCAGUUCAACAAGAGCAAGAGUCGACUGUUGCAAUUGCUGCUGCUGUUGAGGAACCUCCUGAUGCUCGUCCAUCAGAAUAUCGGCCUGAUGUGCAUGGAAUCAAUGAUCAAAGAACAGCUCAUUUUUCUUCUGGUCCAAAGAAGAGUGAACUAAGGAUUGGAGAAUCAUCGGCCUUCUUCACAUAUGUUAAAGCAUCAAUACUGAAGAGAAACUUUGAAGGGGUUGUUAAUGUUGACAACAAUGGUGCUACACAUGUGAGGAUGGAAGUUAUGCAUCAAGCAUGUGCUAAACAAGGGGCUAAUGACAUUCCAGUUCGUGAAAAUGGAGAGACAUGUGAAAGUCAAUCGCAAGAUGACUUACCCAGCUGCAAUAGUAUACCUGAUUCGUUCUCUAUUGAGAGGUCUUGUACUCCACCGGCAUCAAUGGAAGUUUCACAGCAAAAGCACUACAAGGAAGAAAAUUUACGUCAGUGUGUGAUGCAUCCAAGAAAUGGGACUCGCUGUUCCGAGCUUGAAGUUUCUGGCAUGGCCUCCCAACAUGCUUAUCCAUAUUAUAUUUCAGGAGUUGUAAAUCAUGUUAUGAUGCCUUCAUCUGCGCAAAUGUAUCAAAAGAAUAUCCAGGACAUGCAAAAUCAUCCUAAUACAUCUAUGAUUGCGCAGUACAAUCAUCUUCCCCAAGGUGGCCCUCAUGCAACGGGGAUGACAUCCUUCCCAUAUUACCCAAUGAGUAUAUGCUUACAACCUGGUCAGAUUCCUGCGGCUCAUUCAUGGCCAUCAUUUGGAAGCUCAAGUUCAUCUGAAGCAAAAUUAAGUAAGGUUGAUAGGAGAGAAGCAGCAUUGAUGAAGUUCAGGCAGAAAAGGAAAGAGCGCUGCUUUGAUAAGAAAAUUAGGUAUGUUAACCGGAAACGACUUGCUGAAAGGCGGCCACGAGUGAGGGGACAGUUUGUCAGAAAGUUGAAUGGUGCUAAUGUGGACCUUAAUGGACAACCUGCAUCCAUUGACUAUGAUGAAGAUGACGAAGAAGAUGACGAUGAACAGGGUGCAAGAGAUUCAUCUCCUGAGGUUGCUUGAGUAUGUCCAAUUGCUGUGUCGACUCGAGGACGAAAGGCCAAUCAAUCCUUACUCUACUAAUAUUGUACUGUCAAAAGGAUCUGCCUUGUUCCUUGCUUCGAUGGAAUGUUCUUACCAAAGCAUCAAUUGAUGAGCAUAUGCUCUCACAUAUCUGGGGUGCUGAUUCAAUGAGUCCCCUCAUCAUUUAUAGUUGAAACAAAAACUUGCUCGGUCAUUUUUGAAUGCUCAGUUCUUUAAAUGAUCAAUCCUACUGAGCUCUUUCGGAAGGUAUUACAUCCUGCUGGUUAUGUCAAACGCUGUUGAAAAUAUAUCAUGCUUAUGUAUUAUUGGAACAGUUACAAGCAGGUUGUGGCUGCUUAUUUUCAUGGAGAAAUGCCUAGACAUAUUAAAAAAGGUGACCUGAGAAAGAAUUGUUUGUCUAAAAUUUUACUUUCGAACAAAAUUUCACAGCCAUUCAAAUCAUCUUACCUUCCAAAAUUUCUUUUACAACUACUCUAUUUUUGGCUUACCAUCUUAGAUUAAUUUUGGUACUUGAAAAUAUCACAACUAUGAAAAACCUAGGUGCUACUUGGUUUUAGAAAAUGUCUAAUUUUUUAUUUUAAUUAUAAAAAUAUUAUUUUG
Abrus precatorius (Indian licorice) is the source of this 2799-nucleotide messenger RNA. Its product is annotated as two-component response regulator-like APRR1. Bases 490 to 2178 code for a protein of 562 amino acids. Gene Ontology annotation, biological process: phosphorelay signal transduction system; cytokinin-activated signaling pathway. NCBI's taxonomy places the organism in Eukaryota, Viridiplantae, Streptophyta, Magnoliopsida, Fabales, Fabaceae. Gene Ontology annotation, molecular function: protein binding. The record is from RefSeq and is a predicted model, not a curated record. The transcript has 6 exons.